Molecule: messenger RNA, 297 nt
Organism: Staurois parvus
Lineage: Eukaryota; Metazoa; Chordata; Amphibia; Anura; Ranidae
Source: the annotation of a GenBank genome assembly
UGAUUUUGCAUUUCCUGGGCGAGAACUGUAUGUAAACAAUACAGUUCUCUCCCCUGUCAGCUCCCACACACUGCAUUGCAUGGCUCUGCACAGCAGUAUGCUUACAGUUGAAAGCAAAGAGACUUCCCACAGUAAAAUAGCACACAGUUAACCCUUUGAUCACCCCACAUGUUAACCCCUUCCUGCCCAGUGUCCUCAGCACAAUAUCAGUGCUUUUUAUUAGCACCGAUCACUGUAUUGGUGUCACUGGGGAUGUCAGUGACACCAAGUCAGUUCCCUCCAGUGUCAGAAUGCCCG